This is a messenger RNA of Clonostachys rhizophaga, 1062 nucleotides long. NCBI's taxonomy places the organism in Eukaryota, Fungi, Ascomycota, Sordariomycetes, Hypocreales, Bionectriaceae. The record is from the annotation of a GenBank genome assembly.
AUGACUGCCACUCAGUUCGACAUUACGCCCGAAGAAAGAGCUUCGCCUUCUGCUUUUAUCAAACGACAGCUGUUUGGUGGAGCCCCAGUUACUCUUAGAGCGAACGUGAACCUCCAAGGGCAAACCGCCGUCGUCACAGGCUCAAAUACCGGAAUCGGCCUGGAGUGCGCCCGCCAAUUUCUUGAUCUUGGGUUAUCGAGGCUUAUCAUUGCGGUGCGAAAUGUUCCGAGUGGGGAGAUAGCUCGGAAACUCCUUCUCGAGGGAAGAUCUCCUAGAGAGCAUCAAAUCGAUGUGUGGAAAGUUGAUCUUUCUCGCUAUGAUUCGAUUCAGUCGUUUGUCAAACAGUGCGAAACUCUAGACCGCCUGGACAUUUUUGUUCAUAAUGCCGGAGUUUCCAAGGGGAAGUUUGAGCUGAACCCCAUCACAGGCCACGAGGAGUCAGUGCAGAUUAAUCAUUUAUCUUCCGCCCUGCUCUCCAUACUCAUGCUCCCUGUCAUCAAAGAGCGCAAUCCGUCAGAUCGGCCAGGAAAACUGGUCAUUGUUAGCUCCGAAACAGCUUCCUGGUCUAAGUUCAAAGAAAGAGAGAUGACACCGUUGCUACCCACGUUUGAUAAGCCGGAGACGUUCAACCAGGGCGAAUAUGGAACCCGCUACUGGACCUCCAAGUUACUGGGGCAGUUCUUCAUCACGGUGUUGGUUAAACACGUCCCCCCAUCUACAGUCGUUAUCAACAUGUGCAACCCAGGCAUGUGUUACGGAUCAUCACUUAUGCGGGACUUUGCGGGCACGUUCUCUGGCUUUAUGAUCGGUAUCUUUUUUCGUGUGUUUGGCUAUUCCCCUAGCAAGGGGGCACGCUCCCUUACAGACGCAGCUUGCAAUCAUGGGCCGGAGUCACAUGGAAUAUAUAUUGAAGAUGGAAAGUUACAGCCGAUGGCGCCAUUGGUCUACUCAUCUCAGGAGACUCAAACUAUGGAGAAGGUUUGGACAGAAACAUUAGAGGAACUCAGGUUUGCUGGCGUUCACGAAAUCAUCAAAAGAUUAGGCAACAGCGACGCUAAUUAG